AUGGUAUUCAAAUUCUUCACUAUCUUGUCCCUCAUUGCUGUCGCCAGUGCUGGUGGUUUACCUUUGGUCCAAGAUCAUCAUCAUCAGGCCUAUGAACCUCAAGUGUAUCACUCUGUUCCCGCCCAAUACAAAUUUGCCUAUGAUGUUAAUGAUCAUCAAACCGGUGAUAAUCACAGCCAUUCGGAAGAACGUGAUGGUGAUUUGGUCCAUGGUGAAUACUCACUGAUUGAUGCCGAUGGUUUCAGACGUGUAGUCCAAUACACCGUGGAUCCUCAUAGUGGAUUUAAUGCUGUUGUCAACCGUAUUCCUCUGGAACAUGUGAAGACUGUGGUGAAGCAAGUCGCUCCAGUGGCCUAUGUUGCUCCCACACAAACUUAUGCUAAACAAUAUGCUGUUCCUCAAGCCUAUCAUCAAUAUCAUUAA
Messenger RNA from Stomoxys calcitrans (stable fly), 423 nucleotides. Its product is annotated as larval cuticle protein A2B-like. The transcript has 2 exons. The record is from RefSeq and is a predicted model, not a curated record. NCBI's taxonomy places the organism in Eukaryota, Metazoa, Arthropoda, Insecta, Diptera, Muscidae. Bases 1 to 423 code for a protein of 140 amino acids. Gene Ontology annotation, cellular component: extracellular matrix.